Miscanthus lutarioriparius is the source of this 612-nucleotide messenger RNA. Lineage: Eukaryota; Viridiplantae; Streptophyta; Magnoliopsida; Poales; Poaceae. The record is from the annotation of a GenBank genome assembly.
AUGGGCAAGCAAAAGAUUGUCCUCAAGUUGCCCCUGGAUGACGAGAGGAAGAGGAGGAAGGCCUUCAAGGCUGCUGUGGGCAUGAAUGUGAUCAAGUCCCAAGUUCUGACAAGUGAUGUGGCGCUGGACGUACGAUUCCGAUCCGCAGGUGUGACAUCCGCCACGAUGGAGGGCGACAAGAUCAUCAUCGUCGGCGACGGUGUGGACCCCAUCACGCUGACGACCAUGCUCCGGCGCAGCCUCGGCUACGCGGAACUGCUCAGCGUCAGCUCCGGCGACGACAAGAAGAAGGGCGAUGGGUAUGGCUACGGGAGCGGCGGUGGCAUGAUGUACGGUGGUGGCGGUGGCAUGGGCUACGGCGGCGGCGGCGGCGGAUUUGGUGGUGGCAAAGAGGGCAAAGAGGGAAAGGAGGGCAAAGAGAGCGGCGGUGGCGGCGGCAGUGGCAAGGGCAGCAGCGGCCCUGCAGGCUACGGCGGCCACUACCAGGCGAUGCCGCCGGUCUCGUACCCUGCCUACCAGCAGUACAACCCCAUGCCGUCCUACCCUGCCGUCUACUCCUACCCUGCAGCUUACCCGCAGCAAGAACAGGACCCUGGAUGCAGCAUCAUGUGA